Molecule: messenger RNA, 5751 nt
Organism: Amphimedon queenslandica
Lineage: Eukaryota; Metazoa; Porifera; Demospongiae; Haplosclerida; Niphatidae
Product: vacuolar protein sorting-associated protein 13C-like
Exons: 44
Coding region: 330-5597 (1755 amino acids)
Biological process (GO): protein retention in Golgi apparatus; protein targeting to vacuole
Source: RefSeq, a predicted model, not a curated record
ACUCUUCUCUCCCUUCAGAAAAUGCUCCUGGGCCAGCCUCCCACGCAAUUGAACAAGGUGGAAGUGGUGUCACUGAUGUAGCAGUCCAGGAUGACUAUAUUAAUUUUAAAUUUGAAAUAUUUGCUGAUGGAAUCUCAGCUAAUCUUUCAGACACAAAGGUACAAGCUGCUAGACUGUGUAUUGAACGCAUCAAGUGUCAAGCUAGCAUUACCUCAACCAGUUUGCUUGAUAGUAGUAUUGAUAUUGGAAUAAUAUCAAUUAUUGAUGUUAGGGAUCCAUUGGUUAAUGAUAGGACAUUACUGUGUAGUAGCAGUGAUGGAAAUGUCUCAAUGGUAUCACUGACAUUUAAACAAGACCCUCAGCUACACCAAAGAACUGGUUUGCUAAAUGUCUCUAAUCCACUGGUGACAAUAAGCAUUGAGUACCUACUAUAUUUAAUCGGAUACUUAAAGACAUUGUACGAGCCUUUCCUAUCAAGCACUCCCUCCCAGCCCUCUCCUCUUGAACCUCCUAAGUCAGAGGCUGAUGGUGCUACUGUGGAACAGUAUGAGAUGAAGUUGACUGGUUCCAUUGUCAAUGUACGGCUUGCUGCUUCUGGUGAUGAGCCCAACCAGGCACUGAUAGCUCAAACUGGAGUGUCUCUUGGUAUUUCAUUGAAGGAUGGGUCUAUUUCUAUUCACUCGUCACUCGAUGACUGUACACUAUAUACUGGUUCACCUACUGCUAAAACUACAGUGAACAAGGACAAUAUUAUCCUUUCUCCUUGCACCCUGUCCUUUACAUUGUCCACUAUGUCUGGUCACAAUAUAGUCCUUCAUCUUAAAAGAGUGGAGCUAUUCGUUGCUCCUUCAACAGUCCGUCUGGUCCUCAGUAUAUUGAAUAAGAUACAGGCUGAGACCAAUACAGAGGGAGAGAAAGAGAAGAGGGUCAUUACUGCUCCUCCUGACCUGUUACUGAAUAAACCAGUGGAUGAGUCCAAGUGGUAUUUUAAGAGCCAGGAGCACAUCAUAUCAAGAAUAGUUCAAGACAGUCACCUUGAUGGAAAGAAAGGAGAAUUAUUAAUGCUUGAUAUAGAUCAAGUCUCCAUCACUUUAUUGCAAGAGCAUCCAAGAACUGGUGAAGUAUCAUCAGCUUUCAGUAUACUACUAGGGAGCUAUGGGAAUAAAGGACUCCACCUUCAGGCCCAAGAGUGGUCUGGAGAGUUAUGGGCAGAGGCUAAUCUUUCACUGAUUGUAUCAUAUUUCAACACUUCGUGUGAUGUAUGGGAGCCAAUGUUGGAGCCAGUGGUUGAUCUUAAAGAUGAUAAUAGAUAUUCUUCAUGGCAAGUUACAGCAACUGUUGAAAAGGAUAUUAAUUCCACUGGUAAUCCUGAGUUGAGUGCAUGCAUCAAGUCUGCCUCUGCUUUACAGAUCACCCUUUCAUCCACUGGUAUUAACAUGCUAUCUGGACUAGCAAAUGAUUACAUGAAAUCGGCCCAGCAGGCACUAGCUAUUGAGUCAGCUGAUUCUUCCAGUGAUGAAGCCAGCAGUAAAGAUCAAAGAAAGAGCUUUAUUAUCAUUAAAAAUCAUGUAGGAAAGGAAUUUCCUGUACAGCUGUCACCAGUUCAAAAUAUAGAGAGAGAGAGUGGGCAAAGCGAGACUGGGUCUAGCCUACGCAUAGAGUAUAUGAGCUUUGUGAGGUUAAUAAGACACACUAGCAGUAAUUAUCAGCUAAGAGGAGAGAUACUCCCUCCGGAUGUUAUUAAAAAAGAGCAGGCCAUACUCUCUGUCCAGAUUAAAGGAUAUAAGUCAUUUGAUGUCACUGUCAGUUCUAGUGGACUUACCUACCACCUACUCAAACCCAUUGAGAAGGGUGAUAGGUUACCUGUUGUGGUUGAAGUUAAUAAAGUAUAUGCAACAGACCCAACUGAAGUUAUCAUUAGAUCAUCAUUACAAUUGAAAAAUCAUUUGUCUGUUCCUGUAUCAGUAUAUUGGUCUAAAGAGAAGCAUGAUCCUAAUGUGUCAGGAUUGCCAUGUGUACUGAAGAUCAAAGAAGGAGAAUCUAGUGCUGUGCCAUUAUCAUGUGUCAAUAGCUACCUCUACCUUAAACCAGAUACUGGAGGUGUUUGCAGUAAUGGUGUAUCAUGGCACAGUUUAUCAGAGAAUGGAGUCUAUCUUCAUUGUAAAUCAAUGUACAUUCAUGUAUAUUCGUUGGCCGAGAAUUAUAGUAAUUACUUAUCAGUUCCUCCUGGUCCCCAUCAUAUGCUACACAUUCACUAUCCUUUUGUUCUACACAAUUAUCUUCACAAUAAACUUAGAGUCUCAGGGACUGACAUAUUGUCAGGAUCGUUUGUUAACGUCAGUCACAUUAACCCUGAGAAAGAUACCAAGCUACCAAUUGAGUUUUCUAUGGGCGAUGGGGUCCGACUGUUGGGUCAUCUUGAGCUUAGUGACUCAAUGGAAAAUGAUGACAUUAAAUUGAAGAGUGAAGAAGGGAAAGGCCAUAGCGUGCAUCUUUCUGUCAUUCAUGAGGUCCGUGGUGGUACUAGACAUGUUAAUCUCUUUAGUCCUUAUUGGCUUAUCAAUAAAACUGGACUGACGCUGGAAUUUUCACAUAAAGCUCAUCAUUGGGGAUCAAAAGAUUCUGGAAUAUUAAGCAAAGGAACUGAUUUGGUCCUGUUCUCGUCUGAUAAGGUGUCUGUAAGAGUAAAGACUAAAGAUGGAUCAUGGAGUGACUGGUCUAAAAACUUCUCAUUAGAUACUGUUGGGAGUGAAGGGAUUGUCAGCUCCUCUACUGAUAAUAAAGUUUAUCAGAUGGGAUUCACUUGUAAAAUGGCUACUUUCUCAUUCACAAAGGUCAUCACUCUAACUCCAUUCUACAUGAUACACAACAAAACUGAGGAUAUUAUAACUGUAUUGGAGUAUGAUCGGCCAGUGAGUGACACUAUCAAAUUAAAGCCAAAAGAGUUUGUGUCUUUUUGGCCACAAAUUAAUAAUGGUAAAAUAUUAGUUGAUGUUCUUGAUGAGCCAUCACUGACUACUUGGUCAAGCCCUUUUGAUUACAGGAUUAAAGGCUCUUAUUUGUUAAGGCUCAACUCAGCUAAGGUAUCUGCAGUGACAGUACAUGUGUCGGUGUCAGGCUUUGCUAAUGUCAUUACAUUCCUUCCAUACACUACUGGAGCUGCUCCUCUUCAGCUAAUUAAUACACUACCAGUCAAUAUCGAAUACGGGCAAGCUACAAAAGAGGGUGACAGUGUUGUUAAAGUGAGAGUACUUCCAUCUGGAGUCUCCAGGCUAUUUGUGUGGGAUGAUUUGAAUGCAAAAAAGGAGGUACUAUGGAGAAAGGAGGGCACUAAUACCUCAUUCAAAAAAUAUAGUCUUAAAGAUGAUCAUGGAAGCAUUUAUCUUUCAUUAGCUGAUGGCGGUGAGGCUGAUUUAAAGAAGCAAAUUAUUGGCAUUUCACUAGCUACUGCUAAACUGAAGGGAAGUGUGAAGAGAAUCAGAGGAGGAGGAGGAGAAGGACAGAAAGAAAUGGCAACAGAUGACAAUAAGGGUUAUUGGGUCUCAUUUACUGAUGACUUGCAACGUGUUCUGUUAUUCACUCCUGACAAAGAAGUAGUAGAUACUGCGCUAGGGACCCGCUCCGUACCAUCUCUUAAUGCUACACUAUCAAUAGUAGCCAUUGGACUCUCACUGGUUAACAGUAAUAAAGGGAUUGAAGUUGCUUACAUUGGCCUACCACAGUCCCCUGUUUUGUGGGAGAUUGAAAAGUCUCGCAAGCAAUGGAAGGCAGUUGAGAUUGAAGUCUCAGACAAGCUUGAGGAGCUGUAUGGGAAGAAAAAGAAGAAUGAAGUCAUCAAGAUAUCUGGUGAUGUAUCAAUUGAGUUCUCCAAUGAAGAUGAGGUGUAUUUGAUAAAUUCAGACAAAAGGAGUAAACUGAGAAGAAGUUAUUUUAAUGGACUAACUGUUAAAGUGACUAAGUCGCAACAAAUGACAACAUUUAACUUAAGAAUUAACAAAGUGCAGGUUGACAAUCAGUUGCCUAAUGCUCGUAAUCCAUCAAUAUUCUACUGCUAUCCACCUCCUCCUAAAGUUGGAUCUUCUGCUCCUCCAAAACCUUUCCUGGAGCUAUCACUUGUUCUUAAGAAUAAUCAUGACAUACAAUUCUUGCAAACGCUCAUACAAGAGAUGGGACUCAUCAUUGAUCUUGACUGGCUCGUUGAGCUGAUUCCAUUAUUUCAGUUCUUAGCUGCACCCAAAAAUGAUGAGGAGCUAUUGCAAGAGCAGAUAAAAAUGACAAAGACAUCACUUCAAACUCUUGUAGCAACUUCUUCAGCUAGUUCUUCAUCAAUUAAUAAAACAUUCUUUAAGUUUGUUCAUCUGUCUCCUAUUGAUCUUCACCUUACUUUUUCAUUGAAGCUUUCUGAUAAAAAGAAAGAAGAGAUCAGCUUUUUUGCAGAUCAGAAUUUUAUAUUUAAAUAUGUUCUUAACUUGAUCACAUCUGUUGUUGGUCUUUUUGCUCAAGCGAAUGAUGCUGAAUUGAAGUUAGGGUAUUUUGAGAUAAAGGAGCAAGCUUUAACAACCAAAGCAUUGCAGAAUCGCAUCAUUGACCACUACAAGCAACAAUUCUUGUAUCAGUUGUACAGUGUUGUGUUGAGUUUGGAAGUAAUAGGCAACCCUGUUGGCUUUCUUCGUGGAUUUACUGAAGGAACAGUUGACCUUUUUUACCAACCAUUCCAAGGAGCAGUUGUUGGACCUGAGGAAUUCUUUGAAGGCUUAGCUCUAGGAACACAUCAAUUCAUUGGUGGAACUGUUGGUGGUGUUAUUGGAAUAGGUGCUGGUGUUACUCGUGUGUUAGGAGAUAGUUUUGCGAAAUUGACUUUUGACAGUGAAUAUCAGGAAAGCAGGCCAGAACAAAAGUCAUUUGGUAGAGGAGUUGAAACACUUGGAAAAGGGUUUUAUCAAGGUCUGACUGGUAUUGUGACACAACCUGUGAAAGGUGCAAUGAAGGAAGGUGUACUUGGUUUCAUCAAAGGUACUGGUAAAGGUGUCCUGGGUCUUGUUUUCAAACCAACUGGUGGCUUGAUUGACUUCACCAGUGCUACACUACUAGCAGUACAAAGGACUACUCAAGUAGGUGAACUCAAUUUGAUGCAGCUUCGUAUUGCACGUUACAUAGGAAAUGAUAAGGUUAUACGUCCAUUCUCUCUGACCGUUGCUUCAGGUUAUGCAGUCUUUAUUGAUUACAAUAAUGGAGAGCUUUAUGGUAAAGAGGAAUACAUUGGUCAUGUUGAUUUAAAUGAUGAUCCAAUAAAGAUAUUCAUAGCAACUGACAAGCAAGUGAUGAUACUGAGAAAGAACACAUUUUUUGAUAAAUGGUCUUGUGAUUGGUCUAUGGAAAUGAAAGAAGUUGUGGACAAACCUUUUCUAUCCAGUAGCACUGGUGCUGAACGAGCUGUUCUGUUUCCUAGAAUGGAGCACCAAGGAGGAGUCUUUGGAUUUGGUGGGAAAAAGUCAGUCAAGUCAAACUUUUCCCUCAACAUCCCAAAUGAGAUCAAAGCCAAAAAGAUUGUGGCAUUAUCACUACAAUCAUAUAACACUUUUGCUUUAAAACUUUAAAUUAGUUUAUGAUAGUUGCUGUAUGUGGUAUUCUUGUGUGUGAAUUUUAAAGGUACUUUCAAACUUUUGCUAGAAUUUAAUGAGUUCACAUGAUUAUUUUUGUUAGCAGUUCUAUUUACGUGUUGAUUAAUAAUACCACAGAAAUUAUUAAAAU